AUGUUAGUGUUAGUGUCGCUUGAACUGGAUAUGCGACGAAUGGUACAAUGUUUGAGGAAAUGUACACAGUCCGGCGGUUGUCUUUAUACUUGUAUUCAGGCCAUAAGAUGGGUCCCAGUUAUCAUCAUACUAUGCGCAAUCUGCUGGGGUUAUUAUGCCUAUGUUGUUGAACUAUGCAUUCAUACUGUGAACAAUGAUCUUCAACGGGUAUUCUACUUAUUUUUCUUUCAUGUUUUUCUUGUGUUAUUCAGUAUUUCAUAUUAUCGAACUAUCUUUACACCUUUACGACUACCACCCUCUAUUUUCUACCCUGACAAAGACUGCCUGAACGAACUCAUAGCUUGUGAACGGGACGAGCAUUUGGAACAGGCUGUACUUGCUCGAUAUGUGGCAAUACAUCGGGUACCGGUAAAAACAAGGGAUUUUGCCAGAGGUAUACGAUACUGUCCAAAGUGCAGAUGUAUAAAACCAGAUCGCGCGCAUCAUUGUUCAAUCUGUGGACAAUGUGUUUUAAAAUUUGAUCAUCACUGCCCAUGGGUGAACAAUUGCGUAAACUUUUACAACUACAAAUUCUUCCUUUUGUUUUUGGGCUAUGGGUUCAUCUUUUGUUUAUUCGUAUUCUUCACCGAUUUACCUUACUUUAUCGAGUUUUGGACGAGAGAUUACCAUGAACAUAACUUGCAAGCGAGCAAAUUCCACUUGUUAUUCCUAGUGUUCGUCUCAGGAAUGUUCGCCAUUUCACUCUCUUUCCUUUUCUUUUACCAUCUCUACUUAACAGCGAGAAACAGAACAACAGUCGAGUCAUUCCGCGCACCAAUGCUCGAAGGGGGACCCGACAAACGUGCUUUCGAUCAUGGUAUCCGCGCAAACUAUAGAGAAGUGUUCGGCUUUGAUAGGAAACUAUGGUUCCUGCCUAUAUUUUCAAGUGGUGGAGACGGUUCAGUAUAUCGCACACGACAACAAGGUGGAUAUGUGUUCGAAACCGCCGCUCGAACAUGUACCUCACCACCAGCAGACAGCAGAAAUAUACUAUAUGCAACACAGCGAGAUAACUCGGCCAUUCUUGGAGAUGGUGUAGCAUUCGAGCGAUGGGAAGCAAGCGGCUGUCGAGCCGCUGCACGAUACUCGUUGCUGACGCAAGUUGAAGCUGCCGAACUCCUCAACGCCGCUAGUAGCGACAGCGAAGACGAAAUAAUCUAA
This is a messenger RNA of Necator americanus (New World hookworm), 1200 nucleotides long. RefSeq lists its product as uncharacterized. The transcript is spliced from 13 exons. Bases 1 to 1200 code for a protein of 399 amino acids. Gene Ontology annotation, molecular function: palmitoyltransferase activity. Lineage: Eukaryota; Metazoa; Nematoda; Chromadorea; Rhabditida; Ancylostomatidae. The record is from RefSeq and is a predicted model, not a curated record.